This is a messenger RNA of Amborella trichopoda, 1705 nucleotides long. RefSeq lists its product as uncharacterized. Gene Ontology annotation, molecular function: protein binding. The record is from RefSeq and is a predicted model, not a curated record. Gene Ontology annotation, cellular component: plasma membrane. NCBI's taxonomy places the organism in Eukaryota, Viridiplantae, Streptophyta, Magnoliopsida, Amborellales, Amborellaceae.
AUAACUUUUCCUUGGCCCAUCUCCCUCCAUCCUACUUAUCUAUAAAUACAUGGUGCUUUGUGCACAAUUUGUGUGUAUAUGCGAAAGAAAGAGAAUCUCCAUAUGUAAAAGAACAGUAAUCUGUGCUUUGUGCUCAGUUUGUGUGUAUGUGAAAGAGAGAGGGGAUAAAGCUGCUCAGAAUAUCGAGAGAGAACCAUGGACCAAAGGUUGUUGAAUGCAUGCAGAAGUGGGGAUUAUGAUGCUUGGAGGGCACUAAUUGAGCAGGAUGAGAGCAUGCUAGAUGGUGUAACAGCGGUAACUCUUGAAACCCCACUUCAUUUGGUUUUCAGGCACGGGCAUGUGGAAAUGGCAAAGGAAAUCCUCAACCUAAGACCACUCAUGGCAUUUCCAGAGAACUACCAAGGCCUCUCCCCAAUGCACAUUGCUGUUGCAUAUAGACAACCUCGAAUUGUAGAAGCAUUUCUUUGCAGCGACACUCAGUUCUUGUUUUUCCAGAGAGAUAGAGAUGGUCGGAACCCCGUCCAUCACAUGGCCAUGAGGGGGUAUGAGGACAUGUUGUUUGCGGUCCUCCAGUCAUGCCCUGAGUUGGCGGAGAGCCUCACGGAUCGGCACGAGAACAUUCUCGAUCUGUGCCUCAAAUAUCACCAUAAGGAGAUGAAGAUCAAGUUGAUCGAAGAAUUUGGUGUUGUGCGCGAUCAAAGAGAUGACCAUGGCAACACUGUUUUGAGCCUUGAGACUGCUGCUUCGAGACCUGAGGAGAAAGUAACAGGGAGAGGUUACACAGACACAAAAGAAAAGCUGUUACACAAACGUUUAAACACCGUCAUGUUGGUGGCAACGCUAAUUGCAGCUUGCACAUUCCAAGCAUUGAUGAAUCCUCCUGGAAACCAAGAGGUGGAUAACUUUGAAGAUUCAUGGGACGAUUGGCAGCAUCAUGCAUUCAUGCUAUGUGAUACUAUUGGGCUGAUGACAUCCUUACUCAUCAUCUUGUUGAUAAUGUGUGUGAAACCAGACCGACUCAAGCUAUUAAUGAGAGUGCAGUUUUUCAUAAUGUGGAUCUCCGUCUUCUUCAUGGCCCAUGCUGCCUUUUUUUCCUUGGUGCUAUCCAAGUACAGUAGUUUUCGAGAUGAGAUGUUUGUUCUUGCCGUUAUGGUCUUUACAGCAAUGAAUGCAGUCGCUAUAAUAAUACUGUUUGUGAACUUCACCAGGAAGAUGUGGAGUAAGGGUGGAAGAGUGAUGAGAAUAAUGGUGGUCUUCCUUUGGGCCCUUGUCUACCUACCACUCUCUACCAUCCUCUACUUGAAUUUCGUGUUCGUCCCCAUUGCCCACAAAAUGAUUGACUUCAAGUGUGCCUUCUGUAGUAAACCAUGGACUUAUGUUCUCAUAUUUGUGCUGAUUGCUAACAUAGGAGUUGUUAUGUUAGUUUGGUUUGCAUAUUUCAUCUUCUGUAGUGUGGGAAACAGAAUGAGAAAGGCGCCCUCCAUUACUCCAAACAACGAGAAAUACGGUUCUUCAGAUGUUGAGUCCGGCGGUCACCUUCAUCCAACCUAGCCACCUCUGUUCUGCCUUCUUUCGCUUUUAUGUAUCUACUGUUUGGUUAUUGAGUGCAUAUUCAUAUUAGUAUUGGGUUAGUGAGUAGAUAUCUAUGUAAUGAAUAUAUGUGUAUUUACUGUUGGGUUUGUGAGUGGAUAUCUAUAUAAAUGAA